GCUUCGUUUUUGAAUUAUAUUAAGCGGCCGAUUCGCGUUCGUCAUUCAAGAGGUUGACUCAAGCGGCACGACUCUUGUCCAUCAUGGUUGCGCAGACGAUACAGUUCAGUCAAUUACUUCAACAGAUACUUGCGAUACCUCAGAAGCAAAUAUCAGGAAAAGGCAAAGGAAAAGCCAGAACCGUUGGUUUGGCAGAUCAGCUUGCGUCCACUACUCCUUCCAGUUCGACUAGUACCAAGCAACAUUCCGUUGAAGCAUUUCUAAAGGCCAUAGAAAACUAUAACCCAAGCACAGAUUUAUCCACAACAAAAUUUGGCCAGGAUGUCGAGUUCUACCCGCCACCGCCCAACAUUCUCCCAUUACUGUUAAAAGACACCACCGAGGUGUCAGUAACCACAACGCACCAAGAACCCAAAGUCAACGUUCCAGUGGCCGUCUACGAUCGCGAUUGGCUUCUUCAGAAAUGCCAUCAACAUAUAGCCAAUGGCCAUACAGAGGGACUGAAUGCGCAGCAAUUGUGUGUGGAUUUAUUUACCAUUCUUAGAUCGAAUGAUAACGAUGAUACGAUCCAGGCAACGCUGGUUGAUUUACUUGGAUUUGAAGCGCUGGAACUCAUUACAGAACUCAUUAUUCAUCGAUCAGCCAUUGUCCAGAAUGUCAUGAAAAUGUCGGAAGCGAAACCUCAGGAAAAGGCGACCAAGACCGUACCGCAUGAACCAAAACAACCUAUUUACGGCACACAGUUCAUAGUGCAGUCGGAAGCAGAGAGACGCGAAUUGAAGCAAAUGAGAAAAGAACAGAAAAAGGCCAUGAAAGCACAAGCCAAAAAUGCCGAAGAAGACGAAAAUGCUUAUUCCAUGAGCCUUCUUGGCUUGGAUUCUAACGAUCUACGAAAAGCACGAGAAGAUGCUUUAAUAGCUGCGAGUCAAGCACCGUUAUUUAGUUCUAAUGUCAAGACCAUGCAACAAGAAACAUAUCCUCACGUAUAUCAAUCUGGGAAACCAGGUGGUGUGUUAUCAUUGUUUGGCACACGAUAUGCAUUACCGGCGGGAACACGACGGGAAGAGUACAAUGAUUAUGACGAAACCAUCAUUCCUGUACCGCAACAAGCUCCUAUCCGUGCGGGCGAACGUCGCAUCAAGAUUGAAGAACUGGAUAAUCUUGCCCGAGGUGCCUUUUGUGCAUACGAGAGUUUGAAUCGAAUCCAGUCCAUUGUUUACCCUGUGGCUUACGAGACCAAUGAAAAUAUGCUUGUAUGCGCUCCCACCGGUGCUGGUAAAACGGAUGUGGCCAUGUUGACGGUCUUGCGAUGCUUGUCUCAGUUCUGCCAUCCACCACCAGCCAAAGGAAUGACCGAUAUCAACUUUACGAUUGCCAAGAACGAUUUCAAGAUUGUCUAUGUGGCGCCAAUGAAAGCACUGGCAGCGGAAGUGGUGGAAAAAAUGGGCAAGCGAUUGAAAUUCCUCGGUAUCAGUGUGAAAGAACUCACGGGUGAUAUGCAAUUAACAAAGAGUGAAAUCAUGGCAACCCAAUUCAUUGUGACCACUCCCGAGAAAUGGGAUGUUAUCACUCGAAAAGGCACUGGCGAUGUCGAAUUAACUCAGAAAGUAAAACUUCUCAUCAUUGAUGAAGUCCAUCUUUUGCACGAAGAUCGUGGUGCUGUCAUUGAGAGUAUCAUUGCUAGAACCCUAAGACAGGUCGAAUCAAGCCAAUCGCUCAUCCGUAUUGUCGGUCUUUCUGCUACACUUCCUAAUUACUUGGAUGUGGCCGCCUUUUUGAGAGUGAAUCCGUAUCAGGGUCUGUUUUUCUUUGACAGCGGAUUUCGACCUGUGCCAUUGGAACAGCAUUUCUUGGGCAUCAAGGGCAAGCCCAAUUCAGUGGUCUCCAAAGAACGCAUGAAUCGGGCUUGUUUCGACAAGGUCUCCGAGCUGGUGCGAGAAGGCCAUCAGGUCAUGGUAUUUGUUCACGCACGUAAAGAAACCGUGAAAACAGCUCAACACCUGAAAGAAGAAAUGCUCAAUGAAGGCAUGGGUGACUUUUUCGACUGCUCCGACGCUACCAAGUAUAGCCAACAUAAGAAGGAUAUCACCAAAUCAAGAAACAAGGAAAUGAAAGAAUUGUUUCAAUAUGGUUUUGGUAUCCAUCAUGCCGGUAUGCUUCGAUCAGAUAGAACAUUGACCGAAAGAAUGUUUGCCGAUGGGGCUCUCAAGGUGCUGUGCUGUACGGCGACACUAGCUUGGGGUGUCAAUUUGCCAGCUUAUGCCGUAGUCAUUAAAGGAACUCAAGUCUAUGAUGCACAAAAAGGUAGCUUUGUUGACCUUUCCAUCCUUGAUGUCCUGCAGAUUUUCGGUCGUGCCGGUCGUCCUCAGUAUGAAAGCCAAGGUGUGGGCUAUAUUUUGACAACACAAGAUCGGUUAUCCCACUAUGUUUCUGCCAUCACGCAACAACAUCCCAUUGAAUCCAAAUUUAUCGAAAACAUUGUGGAUAAUCUGAAUGCUGAAAUCGCCUUGGGCACCGUUACCAAUGUGGAUGAAGCAGUAACCUGGCUCAGUUAUACCUACCUAUAUGUCCGCAUGAAGAAGAAUCCAAUGGUGUAUGGUAUGGAUCACAGUGAGCCUGUAGAAGAUCCAUUACUGGGUCGUAAGCGACACGAUAUCGUGGUCACGGCGGCGCGUCGCUUGGCCCAAUGCCAAAUGAUUAUCUUUGAUGAAAAGACGGGCUAUUUGACCGCCAAAGACUUGGGACGCAUUGCUUCCAACUUUUACAUCAAGCAUACAAGUAUCGAACUGUUCAACCAAAUGAUGAAACCUCGCAUGACCGAAGCCGAUGUCCUGUCCAUGCUCAGUUUGAGUUCCGAAUUCGACAAUAUCAAAUCGCGUGAUACCGAACAUAAAGAACUCAAAGGAUUGUUCGACAACUCUUGUGCCUGCGAUAUUCGUGGUGGACCUGACAGUACCCAUGGCAAAGUUAAUAUUCUGUUGCAAGCGUAUAUUUCCAAUGCUUAUAUCGAUGAUUUUGCCUUGGUGUCUGAUUGUGCGUAUGUGGCUCAAAAUGCAGGUCGUAUUGCUCGAUCGUUGUUUGAGAUUGCUCUCAACCGGAAUUGGGGUCCCACAGCGGCAGUCCUGCUGUCGAUUAACAAGGCGGUGGAAAAGCGGAUUUGGACUUUCCAGCAUCCUUUGCAGCAAAUGGGCUUACCCAAAGAUAUCAUGCACAAGCUCGAAAGCCGAACGCACGACGUUUCCAUCGAAGAGAUGCGCGACAUGGAUCCCGCUGAACUUGGUGAACUCGUGCAUCAUCAGCGUAUGGGGUUGACCAUUGCCAAGUGUGUGGACCAGUUCCCGAUGUUGUUGUUGGAUGCUCGUAUCGCUCCUAUCACACGCAAUGUGCUCAAUGUGGAAUUGAGUAUUACACCGGACUUUGUUUGGAACGAACGCAUUCACGGAUCUGUGGAACCUUGGUGGAUCUGGGCCGAGGAUUCGGAUAACGUUGAAAUUUAUUAUUCAGAAUAUUUCUUACUGCAAAAGAAGCAGUUUGGCGAAACAAUUACCAUUGGAUUCACGGUACCGCUGGUGGAACCUUUACCUGCCCAGAUAUACAUCCGCGCCGUGUCCGACCGUUGGUUGGGCGCUGAAACAGUGCUACCGGUAUCCUUCCAGCAUCUCAUCCUUCCUCAACUGUAUCCGCCUCAUACCGAUCUAUUGGAUUUGCAACCGUUGCCUGUCACUGCUUUGCAUAACGAAACCUUGGAAACCAUCUGUGCCCAGCGAUUUAGUCACUUUAACCCGGUCCAAACCCAAAUCUUCCAUACCUUGUAUAACACGUCUCAUAAUUCCCUCGUCGGUGCGCCCACAGGUUCAGGCAAAACCAUUGCCGCUGAAUUGGUCAUGUGGGCCGCGUUUCGCGAUCAUCCGGGAUCCAAGGUAGUUUACAUUGCUCCGAUGAAGGCGCUGGUCAAGGAGCGUGUGGGUGAUUGGAACAAGCGAUUGACGGGUCCGAUGAAGAAGAAACUGGUAGAAUUGACGGGUGAUGUGACUCCCGACUUGAAAACGAUUGAAGCGGCCGACAUCAUUAUUACGACGCCUGAAAAAUGGGACGGUAUUAGUCGUAGCUGGAAGAGUCGUAACUAUGUGCAAAAAGUGUCGUGUGUGAUUAUUGAUGAAAUCCAUUUGCUCGGCGGCGAUCGUGGUCCCAUCUUGGAAGUCAUUGUAUCGCGUAUGAAUUACAUUGGAUCGCAACUUGAACGCAAAGUACGCAUUGUCGGCUUAUCGACGGCGUUGGCGAAUGCUGUCGAUUUAGCCCACUGGCUGGGCAUUGAAAAGAUUGGGCUCUUCAACUUUAGACAUUCAGUACGUCCGGUUCCGUUGGAGAUUUAUAUUGACGGGUUUCCUGGAAAACACUACUGUCCUCGCAUGGCUACGAUGAAUAAACCGACGUACGCCGCGAUCAAGACUCAUUCUCCUACCCAACCCGUAAUCGUGUUUGUUUCAUCACGUCGUCAAACGCGUCUCACCGCUCAAGAUCUAAUCGCUUACUGCGGUAUGGAAGACAACCCUCGUCAAUGGCUCAAUAUGAACGACAUGGAACUGGAAAUGCUGUUGGACCGUGUUCACGACGAAUCUCUCAAAAUGUCGCUUGCGUUUGGUAUCGGAUUGCAUCAUGCUGGUUUGACGGAAGACGACCGAAAGAUUGUGGAAGAACUGUACCUGAAUCUCAAGAUCCAAAUUCUCAUUGCUACCAGUACACUUGCUUGGGGCGUCAAUUUACCGGCGCAUCUUGUGGUGGUCAAGGGAACCGAGUUUUACAACUACAAAGUCGGUCGGUAUGUGGAUUAUCCGAUUACCGAUGUGUUGCAGAUGAUGGGUCGUGCCGGUCGUCCCCAGUUCGACAAUACCGGUAUUGCGCGCGUGUUUGUGCAAGACAGUAAAAAGAACUUUUUCAAAAAGUUCUUGCACGAACCGUUCCCGGUGGAAUCCAGCUUGCAUAAAUAUAUGGAUGACCAUAUCAAUGCAGAAAUCGUGGGUGGCACGAUUACGAGCAAACAAGAUGCGUUGGAUUACUUGACGUGGACAUAUUUCUAUCGCCGUCUUCAGCAGAAUCCAACUUAUUAUGGCUUGGACGAUCUCACACAGAGAGGUGUGGAUACUUUCUUAUCGACGAUGAUUAGUGACGUGGCCAAGCGGUUGGAGGAAUCAGGAUGUGUCGAACUGGUGGAUGAUUUUGCCUUGGAGCCCACGAUUUCCGGUCGCAUUGCUUCGUACUAUUACUUGCGACAUCAGACGGUGCGUCACAUGCGACAGAGUAUUCAAAAAGAUUCAGGCAUGGAUGAUAUCCUGGCCAUUUUGGGUGAUGUUCCUGAAUAUGACGAGUUACCGGCACGAUGCAACGAAGACUUGCUCAAUCAGGAAAUCGAAAAGCAUAUCCCCUUCAAGGUGGAAGGAGGACGUAACUUUAUUUCUCCUCACGUCAAAGCGUAUGUGCUGGUGCAAGCGCAUAUUGGUCGAUUGGAACUCCCGAUCACCGAUUACAUUACCGAUCAGAUCACCGUACUGGAUUCGGCUAUCCGUUUUUGCCAGGCCAUGAUUGAUGUAGGCGCCGACGCUGGCUACCUAUCGACCUGUCUGACGAUCAUGAACACACUGCAAUGUAUCAAGCAAGCCCGCUGGUUGGAUGAGUCCACUCUCUUGACACUACCCAAAAUUCAACCAAAAAUGAUUGAUCACAUUCGACACAAGGGUAAACCGAUCUCGUGUUUGGCAGAAUUGACCGCCUUUUCAGACAAUCAAAUCAAGAGUAUCUUUGAAAAAGUACGCGGUCUAAGUGCGGACGAUGUCAAUGAGAUCCGACGCGUCAUGACCCGAUUACCUGUGAUUGAUAUUAUUGCGCAAGUGGAUUCCAAAAAGACAUACUUGAUACCUGAAACGGACUACAAGUUGCAAGUGCAGCUGAAGCGACAAGUACGCGGCGAUCCGAAACGACCGCAUGAUGGCCGUAUUUACGCACCGUUUUUCCCGAAACCGCAAUACGAAUCGUGGUGGCUCAUUCUCGGCGAUCCUGCGACAGAUGAAUUACUGGCACUGAAACGCGUGAGCAUGCGCAACGGUCCCAACGAAACGUUAUCCAACAAGGCCACUACACACAUUACCUUUGAAACACCAGCUCACCUAGGUAAACACAACUACACGCUUUAUCUCAUCAGCGAUGGUUAUUUGGGUCUGGAUCAGCAGGUGGACAUUGAAUUCGAAACACGGGUCGAUCUAGACUUUUAAAGCUAUUGUUUCCUCUGUAUCAUAAAUAAAAAAUAAAACAUGGAAACGAUCAAACCGAAAUGGAUAGCAUGUGUAAUUACAUAAGUGUACACGUAAUUCUAUAUUUUUUUCAGUGGCAUAUACAAAGAUCUUCAAAUGGAUGAAGUGUGAAAGAACAAUAAUGAAAAAAAAAGAAUACGAAGAAAGAGAACUUGAAACAUGGAAAGGUAUGACAUACAGAAGGAGGAAUCAGUAGUAGUUGAAGGAUGCGGGGGAAGAAAAAAGAAAAAAGAAUAUGGACGAGAGGGGGAUAACUGAAAGUAGCAUGCAAUAGAAACAAGAAAAAAAGGAAAUAAUAGUUUCAUAAGCGAUAUGAAAGAGAACGAAAGGGUCGAAAAAAAAGUACUUUUUUUUUUCACAAGAGGGAAU
Messenger RNA from Radiomyces spectabilis, 6674 nucleotides. RefSeq names its product Sec63 Brl domain-containing protein. NCBI's taxonomy places the organism in Eukaryota, Fungi, Mucoromycota, Mucoromycetes, Mucorales, Radiomycetaceae. Bases 84 to 6266 code for a protein of 2060 amino acids. The transcript is spliced from 21 exons. The record is from RefSeq and is a predicted model, not a curated record. Gene Ontology annotation, molecular function: nucleic acid binding; ATP binding; ATP hydrolysis activity.